Melanaphis sacchari is the source of this 2247-nucleotide messenger RNA. RefSeq names its product F-box/LRR-repeat protein 14 (gene Ppa). Gene Ontology annotation, cellular component: SCF ubiquitin ligase complex. NCBI's taxonomy places the organism in Eukaryota, Metazoa, Arthropoda, Insecta, Hemiptera, Aphididae. Bases 630 to 2033 code for a protein of 467 amino acids. The transcript has 2 exons. The record is from RefSeq and is a predicted model, not a curated record. Gene Ontology annotation, biological process: SCF-dependent proteasomal ubiquitin-dependent protein catabolic process. Gene Ontology annotation, molecular function: protein binding.
UUCCCUGUCCCUCACAGUCGCUCCGUUUCUCGUCACUCUCUCACUCGUCCGCGGUCGUAGGUCCCCUCCACUAUUCAAACGAACACAAACACCCCGCGCUCCCUCCGCACCGUACGACGACUUGACGGUCGCCCCACUCCCCACCUCAACUCCCACCACCAAGACCAUUCGUUUGAAAUAUCGCCACACACACACACAUAUGCACACGCACACACACGCAAUGUUAUACAUGGUUUUUUUGUCCGACCCGUUCCCCCGUUAACGUCGUCAGUACGGUAUACGCUGUCGUGACGUGCGUGUCCAUGAUACGACAAACGCGCACUUGAUAUUUCGCGAUACGGUCGUAUUUUGGUUGUGUGCGCGAUCGUGACUGUGGAUUUAUUAAUAUUAAUUUUUUCCCCCCCGCAUUAAAUCGCAGUAGUUAACAAUUGUUUACGCAUUUUUUUCUCCCAGCGCCGUUCGCUCCGCCAUGAAGUGCGUUGCCGUCGUCGUCUCCGCCGAUUUCGCGAUGCGUUGCUGACGCGGCCCCUCGAGAGUUCGCGGAAGGAACGCGAGCCAACGCCGUCGGUGCGAGCUGCAGCACACGCACCGCCGACGGUGACGACAGCGCAGUGCACGCGCGACACGCCAUGUCGGCCGGACCGUACGGAACUAUCAUGGACGAGUUGGGUGGCUUCACGGAGGUGCCCAUCUCGUACAGGCACAUCUCGCGGUUCCAGCCGUACCGAGUGCAACCGUACCAGGCACACGUACAGCCCGUGGCCGCGCGCAAGGUCAAGUCAUCGACGGCAGUGGACCGGCGGACGAUGGCUGGUGGGUGCCAGUACGACGAAAACCGACCCACGCACGUGCACCGGUUGUACCCCGAAAUACUGGCGUUAAUCUUCAGCUACCUGGACGUGCCGGACAAGGGCCGUGCCGCUCAGGUGUGCACCGCGUGGCGCGAGGCUGCCUGGUACAAGUCCGUGUGGCGCGGCGUCGAGGCCAAGAUCGACAUGUGCCGGUCGUCGCAUCCCAUGUACGAAAGCCUCAAGCAACGUGGCAUCAAGCGCAUCCAGGUGCUGUCGGUGUCCCGGUACAAGUGUCUGCGCGAAAUUGUCCAGAACGUACCCAACCUGGUGUCGCUGAACAUGAGCGGCUGUUACCACAUCAAGGACGAAGACCUGCACCAAAUGUUCCUUGAACACCACCCGAACAUAACCGAACUUAACCUGUCGCUGUGCAAACAACUCACGGACGGCGGUCUCAUACGCAUCGCUGACACGCUGCGUGGCCUCACCCGCCUCGAAAUCCAGGGCUGCUCGUACAUCACCAACAAGGGUUUCUCGCACAUCGCGAGGAAACUCAAGAAACUCAAGUAUCUCAACUUACGGUCGUGCUGGCACCUAUCUGACGUGGGCCUGUCGCACAUUAGUGGCGCCAGCAAGGACUCGACCGACGGAAACGCGCAACUCGAGUUCCUGGGAUUACAAGACUGUCAGCACAUCACUGAUGAGGGCCUCAAGUAUGUAUCUGAGGGCUUGCGCUCCCUGCGCAGUCUCAACCUUAGCUUCUGUGUCAACAUCACCGACACAGGUCUCAAUUAUGUGUCACGUAUGAACACUCUAGACGAGCUGAACUUGAGUGCAUGCGACAACAUCUCCGAUAUUGGCAUCGGUUACCUGUCCGAAGGUUGUACCAAAUUGGGCAGCCUCAAUGUGUCGUUCUGUGAUAAGAUCGGCGACCAGGCACUUCUCCAUGUCUCCCAUGGAUUAUAUGGCCUGCACACCCUGUCCUUAGGUUCAUGCCAAAUAUCUGAUGAUGGCAUACUGUACAUAUCGAAAUCGCUUCGCAACCUCGAGGUGCUCAAUAUUGGCCAGUGCAACUCAGUCACUGACAAGGGUCUGGAGCAUUUGUCAGAUUCGUGUAAACUGUUGCGGUCCAUAGAUCUAUACGGAUGCACAAAGAUCACCAAAGAAGCCAAAGAGAAGAUUCUAAAAAUGCCAAACAUCAGAAGGGAUACAGUCAAUGAAGACUUGUGGCAGCUUAGAUGACCUAAGGGAUAUUUUGUUUUUUAACAUUUCAAUAUGUGAUAUAUAUUUAUAAUUUAGGUACUGUUCAUUUUAUGUUUGAACUAGGUACCUGACUCAUCUUAUUUUGUUAUAACUCAGAUACUAGUUUCACCCUGUUCCGUUCAAUUACUUACAUUUUAUAUAUCAAUGUGAUAAUUUAGUUUAAUGCUCAUCAACUAAUAAAAAUAUAUAUUAU